Molecule: messenger RNA, 627 nt
Organism: Salvia miltiorrhiza (redroot sage)
Lineage: Eukaryota; Viridiplantae; Streptophyta; Magnoliopsida; Lamiales; Lamiaceae
Exons: 1
Coding region: 1-627 (208 amino acids)
Source: RefSeq, a predicted model, not a curated record
AUGCCUUCGCUCAGCCGCGACGAUUUCCACCAGAAAUCCUUCAAAAUCAAGCCGGACGACGACAAAUUGUUCUCGAAGCUUCUCUCCCGCGGCGAACCCGCCAAAUCCUCCUUCCGCGUCUACUACGGCGACGUCCCCAGCGCCGUCCCCUUCGUCUGGGAGACCCGCCCGGGCACGCCGAAGCACAAUUCCGCCGGGAAUUACGAAAUCCCGCCGCUGACGCCGCCUCCGUCCUACUACACCACCGGCGGAGGCAAAUCGUCGGGCGGCGGAUCGAGAUCGAGGCUGCUCCUGCACAGCCUGCUGAGGAGGAUGAAUCCGAAGCGAGCGGCGGCGGUUUCUCACUCCUCCUCCUCCUCUCUCUCGUCCGUGUCGUGGUCGUCAUCCACGUCGCAGUCCUCGUUCUCCGAUCCGCUGUCGACGCCGGCGUACGUGCGCAGACGGCGGCGCUUCUCCAGCUGGGGAUCGUCGUUCGACGAGAAGGCGGUGGCUGCGGACGAUCGCCUCGGCGACGGCGCAUGCUCGUCGAGGAUGUGCUUCGGGAUCGGCGGCGGGGAAAAGGCGCGCGGAGGCCGCUCCGUGAAGAGAGCGUUGCUGUCGAUCGUCGGCCGUGGAUCCGCCGCCUGA